Messenger RNA from Daldinia childiae, 225 nucleotides. RefSeq lists its product as uncharacterized. Gene Ontology annotation, molecular function: transcription corepressor activity. Gene Ontology annotation, biological process: cellular heat acclimation. Lineage: Eukaryota; Fungi; Ascomycota; Sordariomycetes; Xylariales; Hypoxylaceae. The transcript is spliced from 3 exons. Bases 1 to 225 code for a protein of 74 amino acids. The record is from RefSeq and is a predicted model, not a curated record. Gene Ontology annotation, cellular component: cytosol; nucleus.
AUGUCAUCUAAAACCCCAGAGGAUACCAAGAAGCAGACAGGCAACAGCUCGGACGAAUUGACCACAGUCGUUGAAGAACUAUUAAACUCCCUAUCAAGCAAAUUUGACGGUGUCUCGAGCGAAAUCUUCGCUAAAAUGGACGAUAUGGCGCGCCGAUUGGACCACCUCGAAGCCUCACUCCAAGCUAACGACGAAAACGGCGCAAAUUCAUCACCCAGGACAUGA